GACAAGGUGGCGGCCUCUCUCAGAUCUGUGCUCCUGGGGCUCCCAAGGAACAUCUUUCUCCAGGGGCUAGCUCUCCAUCUCCCUACCCUGUGUACCCCCUCACCGAACAGUGCGGUCAGAGAGCCACCCGGCGUCGCAGUUGUCAAAGCCGUCCUCAAAGGCAGCCUGCAGGUGCCGCGGGGCUGCAAUGGUGGCUGAGUUGAGACGACAGGCCUCCUGAGCCUCAGCAAAGACCAAGCCAGAGAACCAGCAGGAGAAGACUCUCAAGUUAAAAGGCUGCCCCAUCUUGUCAGUUCUCCAGACCCCAGCCUCUCCCACCUCACGAGCAAACUCACCCUGCUCCCCAGCCACAAAGAGAAGCAUCUGCAGAGUCAGGAGGCCUGAGACCCAGACAAACAAGGCCCCCAUCCUGGACCUGAAACAAGAUGGAGAGGGAGUAAGGGAUAAGGAAACUGGCUCAGAGAGCUCAACGUAUUUGUCCAAGAUCACACAGCCAAUGAGUGAAUGGCCUAACCAAGAUUUGAACCUGAUCUGGACUCUCCAGGGUCCAUACUCUUCCUAAAUUCCUCUAGAGGUGAGGACGCGUAGAUUCUGAGGCGUGAAACAGGGCCGCCGUGUGAAUCCAGGGGCCUGGAUUCGACCCGGACUGAGCCCAGCCCUGAGUCCUGCGAGGCUUUGUGGAACCGAGAUGACCCACUCUUUGGUUUGUCCAGAGACAGUGAGCAGGGUAAGUUCGGUGCUGAAUCGGAACACUAGGCAGUUUGGCAAGAAGCACCUCUUCGACCAGGACGAGGAGACGUGUUGGAACUCGGACCAGGGUCCCUCCCAGUGGGUAACACUGGAGUUUCCCCAGUGCAUCUGUGUCUCCCAGCUGCAGAUCCAGUUCCAGGGGGGCUUCUCCAGUCGCCAGGGCCGCCUGGAAGGUUCUCUGGGGAGUGAGGCUCUUAGCAAGAUUGUGGAUUUUUACCCUGAGGACAACAACUCACUUCAGACCUUCCCAGUGCCACCUGCUGAGGUGGACCGGCUGAAGGUGACGUUUGAGGACACCACUGAUUUCUUUGGCCGAGUGGUCAUCUAUCACCUACGUGUGCUAGGGAAGAAGGUGUGAGGCUGCUGAGUGGCUGCCUCCUCCAAGAAGCACAGCAAAGUCCUUCAAGUUCUGCACAGAAGGUUUAUUGGUUCCUCUUGGAAAGGGCCCCCUCCCACCGUCUGUCCAGGAGCUGCCUUUGAAGCCGGUUCUGGGUUCCCCCAGCUCUGGGUCAACCAUUUUGUUCCCUGAGUGUCUUGAGUCCUUGGUGGGCGGUGUUUACUCGGGGUCGGCGGGCACCAGGUUGCUCUGGAAGAGUUUAAGGAUGUGGUUCUCGAUCACCUGUUGCACUGGAAACAGAACAGGCGAGAGGUGGGCCAUGAACUGAACAGUGGCUGCAAAGAUACAGGCCAACCUGUACCUUCCCCUCAGGGUGUGAGCAGGGGCCUCAGCCCUGGGGCCUGGAUGGAGGACCCAUUUCCUCCUCAAGUAGAUCAGAUCCUUGCCAGAGAACAGCUGGGAAGACAGGCCUCUACCCUAGGAACCUCAAUUUCCCCGAAGUUUGUAAAAAUGCAUUUUUGGAGGUUUUUCAGUUAUAAAAAUAUUCCUUACCCAA
Messenger RNA from Odocoileus virginianus texanus, 1643 nucleotides. The record is from RefSeq and is a predicted model, not a curated record. Lineage: Eukaryota; Metazoa; Chordata; Mammalia; Artiodactyla; Cervidae.